Messenger RNA from Drosophila innubila, 1578 nucleotides. RefSeq lists its product as uncharacterized. The transcript is spliced from 4 exons. The annotation marks the transcript as partial. Gene Ontology annotation, molecular function: transcription coactivator activity; RNA polymerase II general transcription initiation factor activity. The record is from RefSeq and is a predicted model, not a curated record. Lineage: Eukaryota; Metazoa; Arthropoda; Insecta; Diptera; Drosophilidae. Gene Ontology annotation, biological process: RNA polymerase II preinitiation complex assembly; transcription initiation at RNA polymerase II promoter. Gene Ontology annotation, cellular component: SAGA complex; transcription factor TFIID complex; SLIK (SAGA-like) complex.
CCGCGAAAAUCAGCUGUUAAGAAAAUUGUUUAUUCAACAAUCGCGCUGAAAUUUUACCACAAUAAACAAAAGCGUAAAACUGAGAGAGCUAACACAAUGAAAACAACAGGCGGUGGCUCACAAGAAGAGCCGAACAAAUCGUCACUGGGCAAAAUAAGCAAAAAGUCAACAAAAUCGCGUUCAAAGAAUACGAAAUUGGAGACAGGCAGCAAAAAUUUAGUGUCUACAAAUCUUGGUGUGCCAGUGGGCAGUUUGCCAGCCACGCCGACGCAUGUGAACAUGGCAACGACACCGACAACACCGACGACCAGUUUAGCCAACUAUAAUCUCUUUGAUGCAUCCUUUGCAGUGGCGGGACAGGCACACGGAGUUGGUGUGGAGACGGCAAACAAUGCGAAUAGAGUUGGUCAUCAUAAAACCUAUGCCGGCUUUGAUCCGCGCAGCAUCAAGAUCUUCUGGGAGCAACAUGACCAAACGGAUGUGGAACUCUCACAGGAUGUUUGCGCGCGCCUCGCCGAAGAUGCUUCCUACAAGAUCUGGGAGCUGAUUAAUAAUGUAAAGAUAUAUUCACGUCAUUCUGGAGGCGUGGUCACCUAUGAUCUGGUCAAUGAGGUGCUCAGGGAUGCGGAUGUGCCGCCCAUGCUGGGUGCCAUGGACAGCGAUUGGGACUGCAUUGACUACGAUGGCAGCUACUUCUUUCACUCGGACAAGAUCUUUGAGCUGCGCGACGAGUUCCAAAAAGACAUUUCUCUCUCACUGCCAAACGAUGUUGAUUUUAAUUGCUCCUGCCCGAUUGAAGAGAAGAACACAGAGCAGCUGAAGCAAUAUGUGCAGAGUCUUGUAACCGCUGCAAUAUUUGGCGAAUCGAGUGCUCGCAACGUGGCCAUUUCCCAGGCCUUUCAGACGCCAGUGAUGGGCUCCUGUUAUCGUGUGAUUGUCAGCAAAAUGCUGCAGUUGCUCGCUUUUCGGCAGCACGAUCAGCUGAGUCAACGCUGCUGGCGUCUGUUGCGUGCCUGCAAUUAUAAUGGCCAGGCCAAUCACAUAAGCUGCCGGCAGGAGUACUUUCAUCUGGCCGAGGUGCUCAUCAGUCAGCUAAUGGCGCCCUAUGAGACCAUUAAGGUAGCCGAAGGAAGAGCACAGUCGCAGAAUGUGCAGGUCAAAAUGGAGUUGGAGGAGGAGCUUAAGCUGGAGACUGGCUUGGCCGGUGAACAGUACGCAAACAAUGCACAAGAACCAGUUCAACAGCAGCAGGAACAACCAUCGGAACAAGCACAACAACCUCCGCCAGAGAUUCCAUUUACCAGCGACGCCUCCCAGGAGCAGACCAUUUACAAGCUGCAGCUGGACGAUGCCAGCAAUGAUGCCGUCGACCCACAGGUGCAACAGGAACCCCAACAAUUGUCCAGCUACUUUGCCACUCCCGUGGGCAACUCCUUUGUGGAUGAACUGUGCGAAACUAUUGGACAAUUGGCUGCCCAGAGUGGUUACUUGCAUGCCGAGUGUCUCUUUCUGAUCAAGCGACGUCUGGCGAGAUUCUUCGAGGGCAGAGACGUGUGCAGUGAGCGGGGUAAGAACUCU